Molecule: messenger RNA, 2494 nt
Organism: Danio aesculapii
Lineage: Eukaryota; Metazoa; Chordata; Actinopteri; Cypriniformes; Danionidae
Product: lysine-specific demethylase RSBN1L-like
Exons: 7
Coding region: 1-2001 (666 amino acids)
Cellular component (GO): nucleus
Source: RefSeq, a predicted model, not a curated record
AUGACGAAAAGCCAAUUGCUGCCCGAGUUUUUGGAGUACUUCUCCAGCAAAUUCCCCAGCGCACCUGUGAAGAUGGAGAUCCUGGGCAAGAAGGACAUCGAGACCACCACCAUGGCCAACUUCCACUCGCAGGUCAGGAGGAGUUACUCUCAUGGGACUUACCGCGCCGGAGCCAUGAGGCAGAUCAGUCUGGUGGGUGCUGUGGACGAAGAGGUGGGAGAUUAUUUCCCAGAGUUCCUCAGCAUGCUGGAGGAGUCGCCCUUCCUGGAGCGCACCCUGCCGUGGGGCACAUUCUCCAGCCUAACGCUGCAGAGCCCGACUGAGAGUGACGACGGCCCCAUCAUGUGGGUUUGGCCGGGCGAGCAGAUGAUCCCCGUCACUGACAUGCCCAAAUCCCCCUUCAAGAGGAAACGGUCGACCAAUGAGAUCAAGAAUCUGCAGUACCUGCCGCGCGCCAGCGAGCCCAGAGAGAUGCUGUUCGAGGACCGAACCCGAGCGCACGCAGACCACAUCGGCCAGGGGUUUGAGAGGCAGACCACUGCUGCGGUGGGGGUGCUGAAGGCGGUGCGCUGCGGAGAGGAUGCUGAUCCUCCACGCGUCACCAAAGAUGUGAUCUGCUUCCAUGCUGCUGAUUUCCCGGAUGUGGUUCAGCGGCUGCAGCUCGACCUGUAUGAGCCGCCUCUGUCUCAGUGUGUGCAGUGGGUAGAUGAUGCGAAGCUCAACCAGCUGCGGCGAGAGGGAAUCCGCUACGCUCGAAUACAACUCUAUGAUAACGACAUCUACUUCAUCCCUCGCAACGUGGUUCAUCAGUUCAAGAGUGUGUCGGCGGUGUGCAGUCUGGCUUGGCAUGUGCGGCUGAAGCAGUAUCACCAGCAGGAGGCGAUGGUGCACAGUUCUGACUGUAGGCCGGCGGAGGGUGGAGGGCAGGUGAAGGUGGAGCGACCGGCGGAGGGUGGAGCACAGGUGAAGGUGGAGCGACCACAGGUCAAUGUGGAGCAACCGUCAGAAGGUGGAGUGCAGUUGAAGAUGGAGCGACCACUGGUGAAGGCGGAACAACAGGUGGAGGGUGGAGUGCAGGUGAUGGCAGAGCGGCCGCAGGUGAAGGCGGAGCGACUGGCAGAGGGUGGAGUGCAGGUGAAGGCGGAGCGACCACUGGUGAAGGCAGAGCGAGUGGCUGAGGGUGGCGUGCAGGUGAAGGCGGAGCGACCGCUGGUGAAGGCGGAGCGAGUGGCAGAGGGUGGCGUGCAGGUGAAGCCGGAGCGCCCGCUGGUGAAGGCGGAGCGACCGCUGGUGAAGGCAGAGCGACCACUGGUGAAGGCGGAGCGACCGGUGGAAGGUGGAGUGCUGGUAAAGGCGGAGCGACCGCUGGUGAAGGCGGAGCGAUCGGCGGAGGGUGGAGUGCAGGUAAAGGUGGAGCGACCGGUGGAGCGACUGAAGACUCUUCCUCACAGCCUGAACGCUGCACCCACACCUGACGGACGAGCCAAAGACCAGAGCGAAUAUUCAAACACACACAAACACAUAUCAACAACAGCCAAACACACACACACCCCCACACCAACCAAACACACACACACCCCCACACCGACCAAACACGCACACAAUCCAUCAUCCAAAUAUUUCCAUUCUUCUGUUCCCAAAGUGGGCCACACCCCCUCGACACCCACUAAACUCAGUCAUUCUGCCAACAGCAGCAAACCAGCACACACCACCAACACGAGCAGGCCAACACAGUCCACUAACAACAGCAGACCAACACAAUCAUCUAACACACACCAUCCAACACACUCCAGCAAACCAACACAAACGAGCAGCACAACCAAACCCACACACUCCAACCCAACCAAACACACACACCCCACACUAACAACCAAGCCCAGCCCCAGUCUGAGCACUGGACUCACUCAGCUGGAAGGCUCCGCCUCUGGUCACGCCCCCUCUGAGGCCAGACCGCCCACAGGACUCUCUGCACGCGAAGUCCGUCAGAGCGCAUCCGCAUGAACCACACAAAGACUGUUUAUACUGAUCAGCAGAGGGGUUUAAAUGGCACUUGAUUUAAUCUCGUUUGUUUGGACUGUGUUUCUCUUCCUGCGUGGAGCCGCCGGGCCGCUCUGUGCUCAGCGCCUGCUGUUCUCUGUCUGCCGGUCCUCCUUCUCCUGCUAGCGUGGUCCAUAUGUAGCUCGUAGCUCCUCAGUGCCUGUCCGUAACUGUGAAAGAUGGACUGCACUGAGAAACACACACACGCAGCUCCUGGGAUGAUCUAUUUUCAGCGUUGGGCUUCAGUGCUAUUAGAGCUGACGUCCACAUCUCUAUUUUUUGUAAGAGGACACAGAAUUAAAGACUCUACAGGCUGACCCAUAGAGCUUAUUUAUAUCAGGUUUCUUUGGUUCUGUUGUACUCGUCAGCGCUGUAGUGUACAGAACGGUUUUCUAAAGCAGAUGUGUCCUGUGAUUUAUACUGAAAGAAGAGCCUCCUAAUAAAGGGUUCGCUUUGA